CUAUUCGAUUCUUCAAAUGUAUUAGACAUGCAAACGAUAACCAGUGUGAAAGUGUUUUGUUUUUGUUUUCUUGGAAAGACACUGGUGUUAGGCAUACUGUUAUGCAGGUUAGACCCCCAUGGAAACUGUUAGGGUCCUUUUUAGUUUCUUAAGUUGCCUCACUUCAAUGUUGUGCAUAGUAAUAAUGGGGUGGUGAAUCAUUACGUAAUGUAUUAUUAUUUAUUCAUUCAUGUUGCUGUAUCUAUUAAUUUGAUUGAUGCUCUACAGUAUGUGUACACCGCUCCGAACAAUUUCCCACCUUGUUCGGUCGGCGCUGUUAUUUCCGACAGCACGUAAAGGCAACAUUGGUCCCUACUGUUUACCAUCGCCAUUCAGCUGCAGCUAGCUGGCUUUAGCAAACAGAUUUGUCACCGUUGUGGUUAUAAAGGCAGCUAUCAACUAGUGGACAGCGGAGGAUGGACGGAUGACUGGAACCAAGUUAGCAAUGACAUAGUAUUUUAUACGGAGGUCAUAUUAUCUAGCUAGAGUUAAGCUAGUCAGCUAACUUAGCACUCAUGGUCACUGAACCUUCCUUCCUGAACUUCGUUAUUGGCAACCAAUUCCCCUUUUAUUGAACCAAGUGUUAACCGUUUAAGUUUUGACCGUUUAAUCACUAGCUAUAGUUAAGUAGCUUGCUAAUUUGUGUUUGAGGAUGGACAAGUUUGUAGUGCGGCUUCCCAAGGGGGAAACACCUAUGAAACCGAAAAGCAACGAAAGGGUUUACAAACAAGCAACUAUUGAAUCUUUGCGGAGGGUGGUUGUGAUUGAGGACAUCAUGCGCUACAAGUCCAUCCUGGAGCUGCCAGGACAGAGCAAGGACAACCUGCUGACCGCCUUGACGGAGCUGAGCAAGAAGAUCCCAUCCAGGGAGGUGCUCAAGUCCACGAAAAUAGGUCACACGGUCAACAAAAUGCGGAAGCAUCUGGACCCUGAGGUGAGUUCAACGGCUGCAAAGGUUUACACUGACUGGAGGACAUUCAUUGAGGAGAAUUCCAAUAAGCCGGCUAUUGAAGUGCGCUCCGACAAACAAUCUGAAGGAAUCCGGAGCAACGCUAGAAGACUAAUGUCUGAGACCCUCGAGGUCAAGGAGGAUUGUGUUCUUAUAGACAACAUUGAGAGAGAAGUGUUUCACCAGAGCUCCCGGCGAGUCAGCAGUUCAUACAGACGAACAGUUCGAGCGCUGGUGUUUGCCUUCAAACACAACCCUGAUAUCCGAACUCAAGUGAAGGACAACACAGUAUCAGUCAACCAGCUGGUUUCUAAAUACAAGAAAUAACUGGUAUUGCAGACUUCUGGUUGUUUUACUUGAAAUCUGUCAUGGUUCUCUUGAUGCAGACAUUUUUCAUUUUUUAAUGUAUUUUUUUAAUUCUUUUUAAUUUUCUCUAUAGGAGGUAUAAAAUAUGUUUACACUUUGUGGCACAUUAGCAGCCUUACAAUUUUUUUUUUAUAAAUGCAUGUAUAAAUAAGUACUUUAUUGUUGGUGGUAAUGAUCAUGUCAUCCCUUUUGUACUGGAAUCAAUCAGUUUUUUUUUUGUUGAUGUGUUUUUAUACUGUUGGUGAACAUUUUUAUAAAAAUAUGAUUG
Messenger RNA from Cyclopterus lumpus (lumpfish), 1622 nucleotides. RefSeq names its product transcription elongation factor A (SII) N-terminal and central domain containing 2 (gene tceanc2). The transcript has 4 exons. Lineage: Eukaryota; Metazoa; Chordata; Actinopteri; Perciformes; Cyclopteridae. The coding region runs from base 692 to 1315 and encodes 207 amino acids. Gene Ontology annotation, biological process: DNA-templated transcription. The record is from RefSeq and is a predicted model, not a curated record. Gene Ontology annotation, cellular component: nucleus.